AUCUGUGUGCUGUCAGUUUAAAACAAUUUAAAAAAUGAGGGGGAUCGUUAGCUGUUGCGUGCUCGUCACCAUCCUGAUCAUGGCUGCCGAACUCCAUGCGUACAGGAAAUUUGGACGCGAUUGUCGGGAAAUUGCAUGUGCUCCGGGAGAAAGAUGCACAAUCUCUAGAGUUCCGUGCAAUGCUCCAGAUGAGCUUGAGGGCGAUCAAUGCGGAACAUAUCCAGUGUGUGAGUCAGAUCAGAAGACAAACGAUUUAACGAUCGAAACCGCACAGACCAUAGCCAACUCCAGCACGAUCAAGACCACCACCCUCCCCCAACCAAACCGAUCGAAAAUCCGGCCGGACAGGGAAAAUGACUUUGAGCUGCUCAACGAUUACGAGAACGUAGAUUCUUCCUUCACUCUUGCCCGACAACGACAGGCCAACGUUCUGGUCAUUGUGCAAGAUGGUCCUCAGCAGUCCCUGCUCCCAAAAAGUGGCCUGGGACAGUAUUCGCCCUGCACUGUUAGUCCCUACUAUCCGUAUAACUGUAACUAUCCGCUCCCAUCUAACGUGCCUGCUUCCGUCCCUAGAAACGUUAGAAUGCCCUAUCCCCAGACCAGAACUGCAAAUAUUCCCCAAUUAGUGUCACCCACCCCACCUUGCUAUUACAAUUGCUAUCCCAGACGACCUCAGAGUCCCUUUGCUCAGUAUGGAUACCCCCUUGUCCGAUCCACCAAUCCCGUCUCAUCGGCCAACAAUUAUUUGUUUUACCUCUCGCUUGCUGUCUAAACUGGGUCCAUAUUUCAAUUCUUCUUCUCACCAGCUUUGCACCGACUUCGGCGUACGCCUCAGUGGUUGCCAGC
Drosophila obscura is the source of this 846-nucleotide messenger RNA. RefSeq lists its product as uncharacterized. The transcript is spliced from 3 exons. Bases 35 to 772 code for a protein of 245 amino acids. NCBI's taxonomy places the organism in Eukaryota, Metazoa, Arthropoda, Insecta, Diptera, Drosophilidae. The record is from RefSeq and is a predicted model, not a curated record.